Messenger RNA from Vicugna pacos (alpaca), 986 nucleotides. The record is from RefSeq and is a predicted model, not a curated record. NCBI's taxonomy places the organism in Eukaryota, Metazoa, Chordata, Mammalia, Artiodactyla, Camelidae.
GGUGGAGGCACCAGGCCAUCUCAGAAGGCCAGUGGCUUGCCAAGGGGCUAGAGCAGUCCUGCGCCUGCAGCCUCCAGAGCCAUGGGGACAGGGCUACGCAGCCAGUCCUUGCGAGGACCACGGCCCUCCUAUGGCAAGCUCCAGGAGCCCUGGGGGAGGCCCCUGGAAGGCCGACUGCGCCGGGCGCUGAGCCUCAGACAGGGGCAUGAGAAGUCCAUGUCCUCAGAUAGAGGCUCAGAAAGGCUGGAUGCCCCCCAUCAGGAGCGGCUGCCUGGGGACCUGGGGGACACGGAGCAGCUGAUCCAAGCUCAGCAAGAAGGCAGCCGGCUGUGGCUGAGGCAGUAUCAACAGAUAAGAAGAAGGUGGGAGAACUUUAUCACCAGGUUCCCCAACGUGACCCUGAGCCGGCCAGCCUCCCCAGAGGCCUUGCUGGGCACCACCAGCCAAGGAUGCUAGAAGCGAUGGGGGCCCUCGCUGCACCGGAUAAGAUGGCCAUGACUGCUGACCUACCUCUUCGUGGCCCUCUGGACUGUGGAUGGGGCGGCCUCCUCUACGUAGACUGCUCCGGCCUUCCUUACGUGGCCAACAGACGCAUCUGCUACCAGGACAGAGCACAAUGAAGCCAGACCCGUGGCUGAGAGGCUCUGGAACGUCACCUGGUCACUGGGCCAAACCCCACCUGCCCUUCUCGCCAGCUACUAGUGGUGGGUGGGGCAUGGGUCUCCCUCCCAGAUUGCGAGCCCAUCCCCAGGGCAAGGACCAGGUCUGGGCAGCCCUCAGUGCUGGCGCUCUGGGGCUGAGAGGCCCGGGCCCACGUAUUGUCACUUGGGUACUCAGUCUCCAGGUGAAGGAAGCAGGGGGUGCGUUGCCUCCCCUUGUGACAGAGGGGAAACUGAGGCCCAGAGGGUGGAUGGGGUCAUUGUCUUCCAUCUCUGGCCCCACCCCGAUCCAGCGCCCAACACAGGAAUAAAGGUUGCUGAGCUGAA